Aedes aegypti (yellow fever mosquito) is the source of this 2368-nucleotide messenger RNA. Its product is annotated as probable ATP-dependent RNA helicase DDX10. Gene Ontology annotation, cellular component: nucleus. Gene Ontology annotation, biological process: rRNA processing. NCBI's taxonomy places the organism in Eukaryota, Metazoa, Arthropoda, Insecta, Diptera, Culicidae. Gene Ontology annotation, molecular function: RNA helicase activity; ATP binding; nucleic acid binding. The coding region runs from base 116 to 2299 and encodes 727 amino acids. The record is from RefSeq and is a predicted model, not a curated record. The transcript has 2 exons.
UUUCACGUGCGCAGUGCCACAUUAGUGUUAGCUGGAAGGUGGAAUGGUGAUUACAAACAUAAGUUUUCCGAUAAAAAGUGAUAAAUUUUAGUUUUCCCGGUAAUUAUAUUGCAAAAUGGCAAAAGUAAAGCCGCAAAUGAAACAUCCCAGCAAUGGGAAACGUGUGAAAGAUAAAUUCAAACGAAAACCGAAACAGCAAAACGGCGGCAAACCCAGGUUUAAGUUUUCGAUGAAAGACGAGGAAUCGGAAAUCGCCCGGUUGACGGAGCUGUAUGCAACGGCCAAAAUCGAAGAAACGAGUAGUUUUAGCGAUUUUCCACUCUCGAAGAAAACUCUCGGUGGAUUGAAACAAGGACAGUACCAUAAACCCACGGCGAUUCAGCGGGAAUCAAUCCUACCGGCCCUCCAAGGAAAGGACAUUCUGGCAGCUGCCAAGACGGGAAGUGGAAAAACGUUAGCUUUCCUGAUCCCUGUGUUUGAAAAACUGUACACGAGCCAGUGGACAAAGCUGGAUGGAUUAGGCGCAUUGAUCAUAACUCCGACUCGGGAAUUGGCCCUACAAAUUUUCGAAACCGUCGCCAAGAUCGGAAAACUGCACGAUUUCACCACUGGACUCAUCAUCGGAGGUCAGAAUUUGAAAGCCGAGAAGAACCGGUUGCAUCAGCUGAACAUCAUAAUUUGCACACCGGGCCGAUUGCUUCAGCAUAUGGACCAAAAUCCGCUUUUCGAUUGUACGAAUCUGAAAAUUCUAGUCCUGGAUGAAGCGGACCGUUGUCUGGAUCUGGGGUUCGAAUCAGCCAUGAAUGCAAUCAUAGAAAAUCUUCCAUCCGAGAGGCAAACGCUGCUCUUUUCCGCCACGCAGACGAAAUCGGUUAAAGACUUGGCACGGUUGAACUUGCGGAAUCCACAGUACAUUGCGCCGCACGAGAAGGAACAGUAUACCACACCGACCAGACUGCAACAGAAUUAUGUGGCCGUGGAACUCGGUCAGAAACUUACGAUGCUUUGGUCGUUCCUUAAGGCUCACAGCAAGCAGAAGAUCAUAGUAUUCUUCGCCACGUGUAAGCAGGUGAAAUACUUCUACGAAGUAUUUCGUAAGCUACGGCCAAGUACGCUACUUCUCCCUCUGUACGGCGGUAUGAAUCAGGAGAGACGCAAUAAAAUCUACACCGAGUUCUGCACGAAGAGCAACGUCUGUCUGCUGGCCACGGAUGUCGCUUCGCGUGGUCUGGAUUUUCCGAAGGUAAACUGGGUAGUGCAACUGGACUGCCCAGAGGACGCUAAUCAGUACAUACAUCGGGCUGGUCGAACCGCGCGGCUCAACACCAGCGGCGAAAGUCUGCUCGUGCUGCUUCCACAAGAGGAAGAAGGCGUGGUGAAGAUGCUCGAGAGGUCCAAGGUGCCAAUCAACAAGAUCCACAUCGAUGAUAAGCAACUAUUCUCGCCGUUGAUUAAAAUUCAGUCAUUCUUGGCGCAAUCGCCUGAACUGAAAGAAACCGCCAAGAGGGCAUUCGUAGCGUAUGUUAAAUCAGUUGCUUUGAUGAAGGACAAAAGCAUCUUCGAUGCUUCCAAACUGGAUUUGGAAGCUUAUGCCAAAUCUUUGGGCCUGUUGGUUACUCCAAGGGUUAGAUUUUUGUCCAGAAUGGAGAACAAAUCCAAGAAAUCGAACGUUAAGACCGAUGUUAAAGUGGCAAUUGAUGAGAAUGAUGAGGAUGAAAGCGAUGAAGAAUUCUUUACAGUUAAGAAAUCUGAGAGAUUUAGCACCAUGGAUCAACCGGAAGUGGAAGAAAACGGAGCUCAGCCAGUCACAGAAUCCAAGAAGAAGGUUACCAAAGUGAAACUAUUGAAGAAAGCUUUGGUGACCAACAAGAAGAUCAGUUUCGAUGACAGCGGAAACGCUUUGGACGAGGAGGUUCGUGAUGAGGUGUAUGAUAUCGAGAAGGCCCGAGCUCAAUUGAAGCUGGCGGAUGCUGAAGACAAGGAGCGAUACAAAAAUCUACAGAAGGCCAAACGUGUCGCCAAGAAGGAGAAACUUAAGCGCAAGGCCGACGAGGAAAACGAAGAAGAGGAUGACUUUGGAAGCGAUGAUGAGCACAGCGUCGAUUUGAACUGGCUACCGGAUCCUGAUAAGGUGUACAACGGCCUAGAGCAAGACGAUGAGAGCGGCGGUUCAUCGGCAGAGGAGCUGAAGCCCCCAGUUUCGACGAAGAAGGCGGCGAAGAAGCGUAAGAUUGCGGACAAAAUAGAUGAUAUCACACUGACGGAGGCCGAACAGUUGGCAAUGAACCUUCUAAAAUAAACUUUUAUUGAGAAAUACGUGGAAAACUUUAACGAUAAUAAAUGCAUCAUUUGUUCUGCGCUGUCUGUA